This is a messenger RNA of Didymella exigua CBS 183.55, 1009 nucleotides long. RefSeq lists its product as uncharacterized. NCBI's taxonomy places the organism in Eukaryota, Fungi, Ascomycota, Dothideomycetes, Pleosporales, Didymellaceae. The coding region runs from base 216 to 713 and encodes 165 amino acids. The transcript is spliced from 2 exons. The record is from RefSeq and is a predicted model, not a curated record.
GGCUGGGCCCCUAUCAAGCCUCAUUGCUUCCUCGAACUCAAUCGCCAAACCCCAGACUUCUACAGUCGUCGUUCUUUACGUUUCGCUCUCUAUUGUCGUUUUUUAGACUAAUACUUUUACACGCUCACUACGCUACCACCAUCUUUACGUCCCGACUUCGCAGACGAUCGAACCGCCGCUUCCAAAACCUCAAAGUAAUCACAAGCACCGCCAACAUGCUUGCCAAGACCGUUUUCGCCGCUGCCUUCUUCGCCCUCGCACGGUUCGUUAUCGCUACACCCCCCGGGUGUCUCCUCGGUGCCGUAAACGAGUACUCUGACCCUUCCGACCUGAAGACCGUCUGCAAGGCCAAGGACCUUACCACACAGAUCGCCAAGUUCUGCGGUGAUGACACGAAGGCGGCCCUGAGCGCUGUCGCAGACAUCUGCAAUGAUCAGGGCGUCAAAGUCUCAACUGACGUCCCCACCUCGACCGGCAGCGUCCAGUCUAGCGGCACUGGCGCUUCUGCAUCUGCCACUGGCACUGGCUCCAUCAGCGUCUCUGGCUCCAACAAUGGCACUCUGGCUACUGCGACCGGAUCAACACCUAAGCCUUCCGGCACCGCUGCCUCUGGCACAUCUACUGGUGGUCUUGCUCAGUCUACCGGUGCUGCUGGCAAGCUUGAGAUUGGUCUUGCUGCUGCCGUUGCCGGUGUCAUGGCUUUCGCUUUGUAGAGGAAGAGUUUGUGAAGAGCAUCGUGGGGGAUGUGAAGAGACGGCUCGACAUGUCUUAAGAAGAUAUGCUUGCAUAUACCGGUACGAAGUUGAACUAUCUGAAUCGAAUUGUUUGACUUAUUAUGUUUGCUACGCACCCGAGAUGUGCAUAGCCGAGAAUUGUUCUCCUUCGAGCUCCUGUGACUUGGGAGUUCCAAUCGAGUGUCGAGUCUGAGUUGUCUCGAAAUUCGAUUGCCUCAGAGAUCGCCCUAUUUGGAAAUACCAUGGAGUCCUUCGCUAAACUGUUCAACUAUUUA